AUGGAAUGGACUUUCGUGCGCCGGCUAGCGAGGGCGAGGGCGUAUGGAGUCCAGUGCGGAAGGGACACGUUUCCAUCAACUAAGCCCAUCUACCGUUGGGGAGCGUCACUUCAUGCUUGCAAAUUCCUUCUGUCCGAAACUGGAGUACAGUUUCCUCACCCCACCCACACGACAAACGUAGUACGUUUGCCGUUCCGCUUUUCCCCGCACCCGAUGGAGAUUUAG
Trypanosoma brucei brucei TREU927 is the source of this 225-nucleotide messenger RNA. RefSeq lists its product as hypothetical. The coding region runs from base 1 to 225 and encodes 74 amino acids. The transcript has a single exon. The record is from RefSeq and is a predicted model, not a curated record. Lineage: Eukaryota; Euglenozoa; Kinetoplastea; Trypanosomatida; Trypanosomatidae.